CUCCUCUGUAAACUGAGUGAACCAAUUGUCUCUCCCUCUUUGAUAAGGAAAUUCUCCGAUCACUCGAUCUUAGCCUGUGCUUCUUAUCUUGGUGUCCCUCUCAUCUGACGUUUUUGUCUUCUUAUCUUUGAAGACUGGACAACCCCACCAAUCCCGUGCUCAGCCCCUCCAUCAAGUGUAGAGAUAAGAAGGAUAAGGAGAACGAGUAAAGACCUCGGCGAGAAGCACGAGGACGAAAAGGGAUAGAAACUAGGAUUCCCCGGAUUUUUUGAUAAGCUGUACAGAGUAGCUUUAUCUUUGUCGUUCGAGAUUGAGUUUCAUCCUCUUUCUUUUUUUCCCUCUCUUUAUUCUUCCCCUGUUUGGUUCAUCAACCGUUGUUUCUGCCUAUCAUGACAACUUCAAACGCUGAGCAAUACCCUGAGGGUCCUCUCUCUGUCCUCGUCUCCUCUCGGGUCGUCGUCACUCUUCCUGAUGACUCUCUCGCUAUCACUCCCGCUUCCAUUGUCGUCAGCCCCAUCACCGGAAAGAUUAUCUCUGUCAUCCCCGAAGUCCUCCCCUCAACAAGCUUCCCUGCUGGUACUGAGUAUGUCGACCAUACUCCCAAGCUUCUCCUGCCCGGUCUCGUCGACGCUCAUGUUCACUUGAACGAGCCUGGUCGUACCGAGUGGGAGGGUUUCUGGACUGGUACCCGUGCUGCAGCCAGCGGUGGUGUCACUACUGUUGUUGACAUGCCGCUAAAUGCUAUUCCUCCUACGACCACUCUUCAUGGGUUUGAGGAGAAGUUGAGGGCGAGUCGGGGACAAUGCUGGGUUGAUGUUGGGUUCUAUGGUGGUAUUAUUCCGGGUAAUGCUGAUGAGCUGAGACCCCUUGUCGAAGCUGGCGUUCGAGGGUUUAAAGGAUUCUUGAUCGAGUCUGGUGUCCCCGAGUUCCCUGCUGUAUCAUCCAAGGAUAUCGCCCUCGCCAUGGAGACUCUCAAGGACAGCCCUACUACUCUCAUGUUCCACGCCGAAAUGAUCCCUCCCAUUACUCAAUCCGUCGGUGAUGACGUUCAGACCUCAGAAGCUCCCCUCGCUCCCACUGGUGAACUCACCGCAUACAAGACCUUCCUCGAAUCACGACCCCCUGCUUUCGAAACAUAUGCCAUCGAGGAGAUUCUCAGCCAAGCCUACAUUGCUCCCUCGCUACACCUUCAUAUCGUCCAUCUGUCCGCUACCCAGUGCAUUCCUCUCCUCAAGGCAGCUCGCAAGGCAGGCAUCAACAUCACAGCUGAGACUUGCUUCCACUACCUCGGUCUAACGGCUGAGGAGAUUGAGAAGGGCGACACUCGACACAAGUGCUGUCCUCCCAUCCGAGAGGGCAAGAACCGCGAUGGCCUUUGGGAUGAGCUCGUCGCUGAGGACUCAUGCAUCAAGACUGUUGUGUCGGAUCACUCACCCUGCACACCUCAACUCAAGCUCCUCCCUCAACAUCUCGACGCCGACCGACCCAGCAUUCCCCACAACGACUCUGGUAUCGACAUGACACACUCCGCAACCCAGAAGGCCGAGAAGGAGCGCGGUGAUUUCUUCGCAGCCUGGGGCGGCAUCUCAUCCGUCGGUCUUGGUCUUCCCAUUCUUUACACCGCCGCCAAGAAGCGCAGCGACUUCUCCAAGACACCCAGCAUCACCGACAUUGUUCGUCUCUGCUGCCAAGCCACAGCCGCUCAAGUCGGUCUCUCGCACCGCAAGGGCGCUAUCAGAGUCGGUAUGGACGCUGACAUCUGUGUCUUUGACGAUGCAGACGAGUGGACGUUUUCACAGGGUGAUAUGCGAUGGAAGAACCGCUGCUCACCGUGGGAAGGUCAUCAGUUUACCGGUCGUGUGAAGGAGACAUGGCUGCGUGGAAACAAGGUAUUUGAGCUCGGAGCGGCGAAUUCUGGAUUCGUGGCUGGCAAGCCUUUGGGGGAGAGCAUCACAGAGAAGCGAACAUUUUGAAAUGAUUGACGAUGAAAUAUAGCAUUAAGGGCGUUAGCGGAUAGAAUUGUAUUUAUCUAUGUAUGUCUUGGGGUUUUGUGUUUUUCUUAUUGAAUAGCAUGAGUAAUGAAAUUGCAGAUUGAUGAGAUUGUGGC
This is a messenger RNA of Fusarium verticillioides 7600, 2107 nucleotides long. Its product is annotated as allantoinase. The coding region runs from base 390 to 1973 and encodes 527 amino acids. The transcript has 2 exons. Gene Ontology annotation, cellular component: cytoplasm. The record is from RefSeq and is a predicted model, not a curated record. Gene Ontology annotation, molecular function: allantoinase activity. NCBI's taxonomy places the organism in Eukaryota, Fungi, Ascomycota, Sordariomycetes, Hypocreales, Nectriaceae. Gene Ontology annotation, biological process: purine nucleobase catabolic process.